Molecule: messenger RNA, 1230 nt
Organism: Parus major (Great Tit)
Lineage: Eukaryota; Metazoa; Chordata; Aves; Passeriformes; Paridae
Gene: DLX1
Product: distal-less homeobox 1
Exons: 3
Coding region: 306-1073 (255 amino acids)
Biological process (GO): cell differentiation; embryo development; negative regulation of transcription by RNA polymerase II
Molecular function (GO): DNA-binding transcription factor activity, RNA polymerase II-specific; RNA polymerase II cis-regulatory region sequence-specific DNA binding
Source: RefSeq, a predicted model, not a curated record
GGGGUCCGGGCGAGCCCCGAGCGCCUCGGACCAAUCCAAAGCGAUUAUGCAAGACGGCGGACCAAUCAGCUCCGCCGUCUCAUGAAUAUUCAUAGACUUGGCUGAGUCAAAGCUUUUAGGCGAGUUUGUGUAGAUCUACAGCAUCAUGCUUAGACUUUUCAAAGAGACAAACUCCAUUUUCUUAUGAAUGGAAAGUGAAAAACCCUGUUUCGCUUAAAUUGGGUUCUUUCCUGUCCUGAGAAACACAACAGACCCCAAAAAGGCAAGCUGAAGAGAGAACACACACACAGACCAAGCGACAAGAAAUGACCAUGACUACCAUGCCAGAGAGUCUAAAUAGCCCCGUCUCAGGGAAGGCUGUCUUUAUGGAGUUUGGGCCGCCCAGCCAGCAAAUGUCUCCUUCUCCCAUGUCCCACGGACACUAUUCCAUGCACUGUUUACACUCCGCGGGCCACUCUCAGCCUGACAGCUCGUACAGCACAGCUUCGUCCUUCUCCCGACCGCUGGGCUACCCCUAUGUGAACUCGGUCAGCAGCCACUCGACCAACCCCUACAUCAGUUCAGUGCAGUCCUACCCCAACAGCUCCAGCCUGACUCAGACCCGGUUAGAGGAGACAGGGGCCGAAUCGGAGAAAAGCACUGUGGUAGAAGGAGGGGAAGUUCGGUUUAAUGGGAAAGGGAAAAAAAUCCGCAAACCCAGGACUAUUUACUCCAGUUUGCAGCUACAGGCUUUGAACAGGAGGUUCCAGCAGACUCAGUACCUGGCUCUCCCCGAAAGAGCAGAGCUCGCAGCAUCUCUGGGACUCACCCAGACCCAGGUGAAGAUUUGGUUUCAGAACAAGCGCUCCAAAUUCAAGAAGCUGAUGAAGCAAGGAGGGGCCGCCCUGGAGAGCAGCGCCUUGACCAACGGCAGGGCUCUCUCGGGCAGCUCGCCACCCGUGCCUCCAGUGUGGAAUACCACCUCCGCCUCCGGUAAGGCCUCGUCAGGGACCCCGGGCACCUACAUCCCCAGCUACACGUCGUGGUAUCCUUCGGCCCACCAAGAAGCUAUGCAGCAGCCGCAACUGAUGUGAUUAUAUAUACGUUUUCCCCUAACGCAAGCACUAUCGGUCCCAAAAAGAAUUACAAUUAUUACGGGGGAAAAAAAAAAGAAAAAAAAAAAAGAAAAAAAAGAAGAAGAUAAACUAAGUCAAAUAAAAGGAAACGGGGGAAGGAAAAAAAAAAAAAAAA